GCCUCCGCCGGGCCCGCCCCGCCCCGGCCCCGCCUCCAGCCCUGCGCCCGCGGGGCCAGGAAGCGCCGAAGGAGCCGCCCGGGGACAUGGACGGGGCUGUGAUGGAAGGGCCGCUCUUUUUGCAGAGUCAGCGCUUCGGGACUAAGAAAUGGAGGAAGACGUGGGCCGUGCUCUAUCCGGCCAGCCCCCACGGCGUAGCGCGGCUCGAGUUCUUUGAUCACAAGGGGUCGAGCUCUAGAGGCGGUCGAGGGGGCUCGCGCCGCCUGGACUGCAAGGUGAUCCGUCUGGCCGAGUGCGUGAGUGUGGCGCCGGUGGCCGUGGAAAGCCCCCCAGAACCCGGCGCGGCUGCCUUCCGCCUGGACACUGCGCAGCGCUCGCACCUGCUGGCAGCGGACGCGCCGUCCAGCGCCGCCUGGGUGCAGACGUUGUGCCGAAAUGCCUUUCCGAAGGGAAGUUGGGCUCUGGCCCCGGCCACGGACCCACCUAAGCUUUCUGCCUUGGAGAUGCUGGAGAACUCACUGUACAGUCCUACGUGGGAAGGAUCCCAGUUCUGGGUCACCGUGCAGAAGACAGAGGCCUCUGAGCGCUGUGACCUGCAUGGGCCCUACGUGCUGAGGGUGGAGGCUGAGAGGCUGACCCUCCUGACCUUGGGAGCCCAGGGUCAGGUCCUGGAACCGCUUCUUUCUUGGCCCUACACUCUGUUGCGCCGCUACGGCCGAGACAAGGUCAUGUUCUCUUUUGAGGCUGGUCGCCGUUGCCCCUCUGGCCCUGGAACUUUCACCUUCCAGACCGUCCAAGGAAAUGACAUAUUUCAGGCAGUUGAGACCGCCAUCCGUCAGCAGAAGGCCCAGGGAAAAGUGGGACAGGGUCAAGAUGUCCUCAGAGCUGACUCCCAUGAAGGGGAGGUGGCAGAAGGGAAGGCUUCUGCUCCCAGUCCCCAACAGCUCCAAGGCAGCACCCUGGCCCUGUACGCUGAGCCCCUAGACUCCUUGCGCAUUCCUCCAGGUCCUUCCCGGGACUCCUUGUACUCAGACCCCGUAGACAGUACCCCUUCCCGGGCAGCAGAGGAGGUACAGGUGAAGAAACGUCUCUACUGGGAUUUGUAUGAGCAUGUGGAGCAGCAGCUGCAGAAGACCAAGCUCACAAACACCAAAGAGGACCCCAUCUAUGAUGAGCCCGAGGGUCUGGCCUCGGCCCCUCCUCGGGGCCUCUAUGAUCUACCUCAGGAGCCCAAGGAUGCCUGGUGGUGCCAGGCUCGGGUGAAGGAGGAGGGUUACGAGUUCCCCUACAACCCUGCCACUGAUGACUAUGCUGUGCCACCCCAUCGGAGCACAAAGCCCCUCCCAGCUCCCAAGCCCCAGGGCCUGGCCUUCCCCGAACCCGGUACUGCAGCCGGCAGUGGCGGCAAAGGCCAGAGUUCAGACACUGCCUUGUAUAGCCAGGUCCAGAAGAGUGGAGCCUCGGGGGGCUGGGACUGUGGGCCCCCCAGGACAGGUGCUGACAGGACUGGGGUCAAGUCAGAGGGCUCCACCUGAAAAGCUAGCUGAUAAGAGGACCAUAGGAAGGUGGCACUGGGGAUCCGAAAGUCCUGUUAGAUGAGCAGGAACCAGAGGCGGGAGGGCCCUCCCUGGAAGUCCUAGGAAGUGGAACUGGGGGCCAGGCUCUGGGGAGCACCAGCACCCCUAAGCCAUUCCUCUCCCAAAGGAACAGACAGCUGCUGGUCCAGGUCUUCGGAAGUGGGCAUUUGGUGAGAGUGGGUGCAGUUCCAGGGCCUGUGUGGAAGCUGCCUGGAUCCUUACUCCCUUGUAUUGUUCUUCGCCAGAGAUAUAUUUUUAAAAUUUUAAAGAUUUGCAUUAAAGUGAGUUUGGGUUGAA
This is a messenger RNA of Chinchilla lanigera (long-tailed chinchilla), 1874 nucleotides long. RefSeq names its product docking protein 1, 62kDa (downstream of tyrosine kinase 1) (gene Dok1). The record is from RefSeq and is a predicted model, not a curated record. Bases 87 to 1535 code for a protein of 482 amino acids. Gene Ontology annotation, biological process: positive regulation of MAPK cascade; cell surface receptor protein tyrosine kinase signaling pathway. Gene Ontology annotation, cellular component: cytoplasm. The transcript is spliced from 5 exons. NCBI's taxonomy places the organism in Eukaryota, Metazoa, Chordata, Mammalia, Rodentia, Chinchillidae.